AUGACGAACCACAUUGUUGUACUUGGCGCCGGUGUGUCGGGCCUCACCACCGCUCUGCUGUUGUCCAAGAGCAAGGCCAACUCCGUCACUGUCAUUUCGAAGCACAUGCCCGGUGACUAUGACAUCGAAUACACCUCGCCCUGGGCUGGCGCCAACGUUCUACCCAUGGCACCAGCUACUGACAGCAGAUGGGAGAGAAGAACAUGGCCCGAGAUCAAGCGCCUGGCCGCCGAAGUGCCUGAAGCUGGCAUUCACUUCCAGAAGAGUUUGGUGUACCGCCGCAAGAAAGAUAUUGAGGCUGGCGGCAACCCCUACGAUGCCCUCUACUCCGUCGACCCGUGGUACCGCGAUUUGAUGCCCGAUUACCGCGAACUGCGUCAGGACGAGUUGCCUGAAAACGCCCACUCGGGCUGCGAGUUCACUUCUGUCUGCAUCAACACGGCGCUCUACCUCCCCUGGCUCGUCGGACAGUGCCGCAAGAACGGUGUCGUUUUCAAGCGUGCCGUUCUGUCGCAUAUCCAUGAAGCCAAGAACCUGCAUCACACAGGCAACCCGGCUGACAUUAUCAUUAAUGCCUCCGGCCUGUUGGCGCGCAAGUUGGGCGGCGUCGAGGAUUUGACCGUCCGCCCGGCCCGCGGGCAGAUUGUUGUGGUACGGAACGAGAUCGAGCCUAUGGCCACUAUUUCCGGUACCGACGACGGGCCGACGGAAGUGUGCUACAUGAUGACGCGGGCGGGCGGCGGUGGCACGAUCCUGGGAGGUACUUAUGACAAGGAUAACUGGGACCCCAACCCCGACCCCAACAUCGCCAUCAGGAUUAUGAAGCGCUGCAUUGAGCUGUCCCCGAAGUUGACGGGUGGUAAGGGCCCCGAGGCUCUGAGCAUCAUCCGUCAUGGUGUCGGACUAAGGCCGUACCGCGAGGACGGUGUCAGGAUUGAGAUUGACCAGAAGACUUUUGCGGACGGUACUCCCAUUGUUCACAAUUAUGGCCAUGCUGGAUGGGGAUACCAGGGCUCAUAUGGUUGCUCCGAGAAGGUUGUUGAGCUGGUGAACCAGAUCAGAUCAGAGAAGGGAGAGAACCUGGCAAAUGAGCCCAGGGUUUUCUCUUGGGACCGGCCUAGCAAGUUGAAAAAAAAGGUUGCUUCCAAAACCAAGACAGUUGUAGUUGUGCCUGCCGUGACUCCUUUGACUCAACAGUACGUAUUGAUAUUCCCGAGGUUGCCGCACAGUGCGGCGUACCUGCAGUUCGCGACAGCUUGCAGAAGCUCCCCUGUCCAUCACCAAGCUUCACGACCGACAAUCCCACGGCACGGCUGGCGUAGCUACACCAUGGCCGAAUCAGCACCCCCAAUUCACGUGCAAGCGACGCGACUGAUCCUCGAUAUUGCAAACGGUCGCCAUGCGCUCUCCAAGGUCAUCCCGCCGCUGCUCCUCGCACUGGAUGCUGUCCUAUGCGGUCUGAUCAUAUGGAAAGUUCCAUACACCGAAAUCGACUGGGUAGCCUACAUGGAGCAGGUGGCUCAGUUUGUCACGGGCGAGCGCGACUACACUAAGAUCAAAGGCGGCACCGGACCCCUCGUCUACCCUGCCGCUCACGUCUACACCUACACAGGGCUCUACUACCUCACCGACGAAGGGAAGAACAUUUUCCUGGCUCAACAGCUGUUUGCCAUUCUCUACCUUGCUACUCUAGCUGUAGUCAUGGCCUGCUACUGGCAGGCAAAGGUACCGCCAUACAUCUUCCCACUCCUGAUCCUCUCCAAACGACUCCACAGCGUCUUCGUCCUGCGCUGCUUUAACGACUGUUUCGCGACAUUCUUCCUCUGGCUAGCCAUUUUCUUCUUCCAGAAGCGACUCUGGACGCCGGGCGCAAUACUCUACAGCUGGGGUUUGGGAAUCAAGAUGUCACUCUUGCUGGUCCUGCCCGCCGUGGGCGUGAUACUCUUCCUCGGACGAGGCUUCGAGGGCAGCCUGCGCGCGGCAUGGCUCAUGGCACAACUACAAAUCCUCAUUGGCGUGCCGUUCUUUACGAAUAACGCGAAGGGGUACCUCGGUCGCGCAUUCGAGCUCUCGCGGCAGUUCUUCUUCAAGUGGACGGUCAACUGGCGCUUCGUGGGCGAGGAAACGUUCCUCAGCAAGCCAUUCUCUAUCGCGCUGCUGGGCCUGCACGUAGCCGCUCUGCUGGUCUUCAUCUUGACCCGCUGGCUCAACCCUGCGCAGCGCCCGCUGUCAUCACUCGUGCCCGCCAUGCUCAAGGGCAAGUCGCCGUUUGCGAAGCUGGAGGAGGCUCAGGUAGCCAGCCGAGUGACGCCCCGCUACGUUCUCACGACAAUCCUUUCGGCCAACGUAAUGGGCUUGCUCUUCGCCAGGUCUCUGCAUUACCAGUUCUACGCCUAUCUAGCUUGGUCUACGCCGUACCUUCUCUGGCGCAGCGGCCUUCCCGUCUACCUCGUCUAUCUGCUCUGGGCGGUGCAGGAGUGGGCCUGGAACGUCUAUCCCAGCACGAACACGAGCUCGCAGGUCGUCGUCGGUGUUAUGGCCGUCACCGUCAUUGCGGCGUGGUUUGCGGCGGCGGACGAGGGCAAGCCGGCGGAGAAGCUGGAGUCGAAGAAGCGGUGA
Messenger RNA from Colletotrichum truncatum, 2619 nucleotides. RefSeq lists its product as uncharacterized. NCBI's taxonomy places the organism in Eukaryota, Fungi, Ascomycota, Sordariomycetes, Glomerellales, Glomerellaceae. Gene Ontology annotation, cellular component: endoplasmic reticulum. The record is from RefSeq and is a predicted model, not a curated record. Gene Ontology annotation, molecular function: dol-P-Man:Man(5)GlcNAc(2)-PP-Dol alpha-1,3-mannosyltransferase activity; oxidoreductase activity.